UUUGAUAAAAAAUAAAUGCCAAUUUCAAAUGAAACAAUUCAGUUGAGGUUUUCGUGUCUACCAUUCAAUAAGUUCGAGUUGCUUACAAAAUUAUAAGAAUAAUAUACCUUCUCAAUAUUGCUUCCAAAUAAAUUAUUAUUUUCUGAAUAUACAAACGAAAAAAGUAAUAAUAUAACGGUAUAAUAAUUAUGUCGAACGAUCCGAUUGAAUUUCUGGAUAGCGUCUUGCAAGCCGAAGAGCUUCGAUGGCGCAUGGAGGAGUACGGUCAUGAUAAAACGAAAUACUCGAUUUCAAGAUCCGGUAGAUACAAAUCUUUAAAUAAAAAACGUGAUGCCUUGAAACCGGAACUUUAUAAAGGCACCGAUCUGGAUAAGAAAACAAAAGACAAUAGCUCACCGUACCAAACACAAACCCAACAGACAUCCCAACCGCAGCAGCAGUCAAGAGGCCGUGAAAGAGAACCCAAAUAUACCAAAUUUUAUGAGACCAAUCUGUAACAUUAAUCAGUUUUUGCUGUUUCAUACUCAAUAAUCAACUUUCUAUUGAUCUUAUA
Molecule: messenger RNA, 553 nt
Organism: Eupeodes corollae
Lineage: Eukaryota; Metazoa; Arthropoda; Insecta; Diptera; Syrphidae
Exons: 2
Coding region: 189-497 (102 amino acids)
Source: RefSeq, a predicted model, not a curated record